UGGAUACCUCGACUCCCGACCGUUGCGCGCGAGCACGGCCUCCCCGCCGGCCGUAAGGAACGCGGCCGGUCAGUGCGCAGGCGCGGGGCGUGCACGUCCGGCUUUCCCGCGCGGCGCCCGGCGCCCUCCGCCUCUCUGCUGCUGUCCGCUCCGACACUGACCUGGCGGGGAAGCGGGCGCGGACCCCGCGCCGCACGCAGGAGCGCAUCGGCCUCGCGGGCUCGGCGCGCCACUGCGCUCAGAGCCAGGCCCCUCGCAAACACGCGCCUGUCCAGGGACCCACGCCCGUGGGCCCGACCUGGACACACGCGGGCCCUCUCCCGCUCCGCUACCGCUCACGCCGGAACGCACACGCGGCGCUCCCGGCCAACCCCCGGAGACGCUGCGGCCGCCGACCCCCGAGCGAGCAGAGACGAGUUCCGGGGGCCGACCGGGGGUCGGGAUGAGCCGGGGCGCUGCAGAGGGCGCGGAACAGGCAACAGGAUGGAGCCCAGAAGACAGGGACAGAAGGCUGACGGUGAGAUGCUCUGCAGAUGGGGCCUGGUCCCUUGGGAAGAGCCCCAACCACCCCCCAGGCCCCUCACACAGCAUGCAGAAGUUGCUAGGGCAGGAGGCAGGCCUUUUCAAAGGUCCCAUCUGAAGGAUUCACUUUCCUGCCCCAAGCCCUGCCUUCCGACAUGGCCAGUGCGCAACAGCCCUGCUGGCUCUGUCCGGUCCCCAGCCUUAGCCAGACUUCACUCCCCAAGGGCACAAACUGCUCCACCAAACAUCACAGCUGUCAUUUCAUUACACUAUUGAUGCCCGUCUCCUGUCUGUGAGCUCUAGGAGAGAAAGGCCCAUGUGUGUGAUUUGCUUCCAAGUGUUCGGCAUCAAGCCCCGCACAUGAUGGGGCUCAAUGCAUCUAAUAAUGGCAGUGAAGGAGGAGGUCAUGAAAGACUCUGCAAAGGGAGGGUGCGCAGAGCUGGUGACCGCUCUGGGUCCUGCAUGUCUCCACACGAUUCUCAGUGGCUUCCUGUUCUGUUCUGGCACUGGUGGGAGCUAGGAAGGUGACAGCCAACACGGUUCCCAGGCUCCCCAGCAGCAGUGCGGAGGCACACACACCUCUGGCCGGACGCCCACCAUCUUCCCUUUCACUGCACCAGCCCCCUAACACCAGAGUAAUAACCCCUCUGCUUGAAAUCCAGAGGUUUCUCUAACCCAACCUGCACAUCAGCAACGCAGAAAGUCUGUCCAUAUUUUCUAAAUCCCAGGCAGUUUGACUAGCAAGGACGUGGAUGAGCGAGGGAACACAUGACACAAACCUUGCUCUAAAGCAGCUCACCCCCCUCUCACCCAGCAGGACUAGGAGAACGUAUCUGUCCUACCAGACCAUUCCCAGGCGUUUACGGCCACAGGCACACCAUGACCACUGCAGAUCCCUACAGGGACAAGCCAGGGCCACAGACAGUCACAAUUCUCCACCAAGAGCCAGACCCUCCCAGGACACCUGCAUGACAGCAGCCCAGCAGCCACCAAGCCGGCUAGCUUGGAGCGGAGAGACCACAUCUGUGCACCUCGAUGGGCCAAAUUCUCACCCGUAGAACUUGGCUGUGGUUUGCGAUCCUGGAUGAGAAUGCCUUACUGCGGGACGGCUGUGUCAGAUGUGGUCCGCAGCCGGGAGGCAGGGACUGAGGGGGUGUGGCCACUCCGCGCUGGCCACACAGUAGAUGCUCAUUAACAUCGUCUGCUACUCCCUGUGGCAACAGCGCCCCCAGAAGGCUCUGCAGGCCAGAAGUCAGGGGUCGUGUUGGCUUUCCUCUCCUACAGCCCGGACUGGAGACCCUUGCUUGCCUUGGAGAUGGGCCGUCAGUCUGAGGAGAGCUCUGGGGGCAAGGCCAGGGUCAGCGGACCUGGCGGCCUCCACACUACACUCGCAAAGGAAGAGGGGCACGCGCCAGCUCACGCUGGGUUUCCUUCCCCUUCUCUGUCUGCUUAGAAUCCCUGCCUGCCCUCGCCCACCCUCCCCACACACUUCUUGACGGGUCUUUUGUGACUAGCCACAUAAGGCCUCACACUGCCUUGGGGAUUCUCACCCCACAAGGAGCGGGCCCCAUGCAGGAUGAGGAUAGUUCCAGCAAGACGUUCUCAGAGAAGGCAGGCCCUGGGGGACAGAACACCCCUCUUUGAGGGCACAAUGCAAGAGCAGCUCUAGAACCUCCGUUCUGGAAUCUGCCCCUGCUUUCCCAGAGCCUGCCUUGACCCACACUAGUCCACGGCUGCCUUCGCUUCCCACUCUGAGCUCUCAGCCCUGGUCACUCCCCUGCCUCUGCCCCAGUCCCAGAAAGACUUCAGAAACAGGGGUGCAGCCUUGAGAGCCCCAGGGCCCAGCAGCCUCCUCCGGCCCUGUUGCCCUACCCUUCUAAUCCCGGUCAGGCCUCUGCCCCGCCCCCUGCUCCUCCCACCCAAGGCCUCGCCCCCUCCCGUGGCACCCCACCCUCCAUGAAGGGCAGUGCCCAGCGAAAACUGGACCAACAAAACUUCAUGGAGCAGGUACGCGAAUGCAGGGACAAUGGCUACCUGCUGUCUUCCAGGAAGAUUGGCUCUGGGGCCUUCUCCAAAGUCUACCUGGCCUAUGCCACACAUGAGCGCAUGCGGCACAACCCCAAGCUGGCCUCCGACCUGCGAGGCAAGCACCAUGCCAUGGUGGCUAUCAAGAUCAUCUCCACGGCUAAGGCCCCUGUGGAGUUCUCCCAGAAGUUCCUGCCCCAUGAGAUAUCAUCCCUCAACGCUACCUACAAGCACCUGAACGUGGUGCAGCUCUAUGAGACCUACCACAACAGCCAGCGCUCCUACUUGGUGCUGGAGUUGGCAGCCCGCGGGGACUUGCUGGAGCACAUCAACGCCAUGUCAGGCCACCGCUGCCGCCCAGGGCUGGAAGAGGAGGAGGCCCGUGGGCUGUUCUGGCAGCUGGUCAGUGCCGUGGCCCACUGCCACAGCUCUGGCAUCGUGCACAGGGAUCUCAAGUGUGAGAACAUCCUGCUGGACGACCAGGGCCUCCUAAAGCUGACCGACUUUGGCUUCGCCAACCGCUCGGGCCUCAAGGACUCGCUGCUGAGCACCUUCUGCGGCUCUGUGGCUUACGCGGCCCCCGAGAUCCUCAUGAGUAAGAAGUACCACGGGGAGCCGGCCGACCUGUGGAGCCUGGGUAUCAUCCUCUAUGCCAUGGUGUCCGGGAAGCUGCCCUUCAGGGAGCAUCGGCCACGCCGCGUGCUGCACCUCAUGCGCCGAGGCCCUGCCUUCAGGCCGGGCGUGUCCCCAGAGUGCCAGGACCUGAUCCGGGGCCUGCUACAGCUAAGGCCGCGCGCACGCCUGGACCUGCAACAGGUGGCUGCCCACUGCUGGAUGCUGCCAGCCAGGCAUGCGCUCUUCUGCACCAUGCUCCGCUGGUCGCCAGUGAAGCCAGCCAAGUCACAGCUGCCCGCAACCCUGCAUCCCACGGAGCCUGGCGGAGACUCAGAGCGUCCAAGGUCACUCCUGCAGCUCCGGCGCCCCCAGCACGGGGGGACUCACCGGAGGAAUGCUUCUGGCCUGACGCCUGAGCCCCCAGAGGGAGUCCCAAGAAGAGGUGCAGGAUCUGCCCAGCGGGAGCUCCGGAGCAUGAUGGUAGCCAGCCUGGGGGUGGGCGCCUCCCUGAGCUCCACGUUUGCCGUCAGGACCAUGCCUGAGCACUGCCUGGGCACCCCAGGAUGGGUAGGCCCAGGCGAGGCCAGAUAAAGCAUUUAUU
Molecule: messenger RNA, 3763 nt
Organism: Mustela lutreola (European mink)
Lineage: Eukaryota; Metazoa; Chordata; Mammalia; Carnivora; Mustelidae
Product: testis-specific serine/threonine-protein kinase 5-like
Exons: 9
Coding region: 2479-3753 (424 amino acids)
Biological process (GO): protein phosphorylation; intracellular signal transduction; microtubule cytoskeleton organization
Cellular component (GO): cytoplasm
Molecular function (GO): ATP binding; tau-protein kinase activity; protein serine/threonine kinase activity
Source: RefSeq, a predicted model, not a curated record